ACACCCAAUGUUUUUAUGUUGAAACUCUGAAUUCCUCAAGGAAACAACAGGCGGAAGAAACCUCUUCUACUUCCAUCCUCUCCUAUUAUUCAAUUUAAAAGAAUCUACCAUGCCACUAGGUCGAAAUAAGAAUAGGAUGGGAGUUUCGAAUGCGGAUAGCUCUUCGAGGUCCUGGCACUUAGCAGGAGGGUCAAGAUACACAUGGCUUUUACUUCAGAAGCCUGUAGCAAAUUUUUUCACGAUAAAUCAAGUGACUUAAGUACCAAAAGUUUGUUCUAAUUAUAGACAUCCAUAUAAUAGCAUUUUAGGCCAUUCUGUCUCUUUUAAAUCCCAGGGGUCUUUCAGUGGAAAAGAUACGCGAUUUCAAAUUGCCCUCAUUGGUUCGAGAUUGCGGAACUGCGACCUGAAAACUGGAUUGCAAGUAAGGUUUGCCUUUUUCCCAAUAUUGAAUUAGCCCCUAACAAAUUAUAGGAAACUUUGGUCCUUCAUCGAAGCUCGCAAUCGACAUGUUACUGGGCGGCUCCAAACAGCCUAUAGACAAAAAAAUUCCAAACGGAUGUUUAGAUGUAUUUUGUGUGUCAAAUACAACUUACGAGGAGUUUGCGGAGAAAGGUAACAUUGAGAUGGUCCAGAAGAGUGGUAUUCCUGAACUACGUCGCUUCUGCCGCAAAAUUACCGCCAGUGCUCAACUUCAGCAGGCACUUCAUUUCAUGCGGUCAAGGCUACCAAGUCUUUUCAAUUCCAUUGAAAUCUGGACUGAAUCCACCCAUGCCCUGGCUCAAGUUCACAAAGCCGACAAAGGGACAUCAAUUAUGGACGGCCAUGAGCGUUGCAGGAAUGAGAUCGGUGAUCAAAAUAAUCCAUAAAUCCAGCUCUGGCGUUAUCAAUUGGGAGGAGAGGGGGGUUGGGGGGAUAGGCAGUUGCAUUGGUUAUGAAACAUCAUGGAAAGUUCCGAGAUGUCUUACGAAGUGACAUAUUCCGUUUCUUUAGUGAGUUACCCUAAAUCAUGAACUAGGUGUAUCCUAUUAAGUUCAGGAAGAUAAGAGCAGUAUACAGUGGGAAGGAAAUGCUGCAAGUAAGGUGCGUGAAUUUUCUCAUGUAAGCAAACAUUUGAUAUUCUCUUAAAAUGGUUCUGACAAAGGAUAGUGGCAUUUUCGUAUGAAUUCCCAUUCUUACAUAACUACUAGAGAAGAUAACUAAUAUGUCUGAGAUUCAAUAGAAUCAUAUAAGGCAUGGUGUAGAAAUAACGGAAAACACGAAGCUGGAACGAGAGGUUAUGUCAAUUGGAAUGCGGAAAUGAUUGAAAGGAUGAGAAUCGACUUAAAGAGUAAAUGGGCACUGUUGGAAGAGAAAAUAACGACGAGCAUGAAGAGUCUCCUAGAGGAAGUCAACAACCAACUGCGCGGCUUGCGAGCUUGUAUUGAAGGCGAGAUAACCCAAAUUAUCCAUCCAUUGAACCAUCAUGAAAGGCAGAUGAAGCUGACAGCCCGGAAAUAGAACAAAACGCUUCAACUACAAUGCAAUAUGGAAUCAACUUUCGCAUACAAGACUUGGAAUAUCAAUUCAGUCUUAUUGAGCAGAAAUUUGCGAGACUUUUAAGGUAUCAUAUCAUAUACGCCUACUUUUGUGUCGCCUUUCUUAUUUCUUUUUCACAAUAGAACAAUACGGCAAUAUGUUGAGGAACCAAAUGCCUCAUCUUUCAUUGCUACGGAAAUGAUGCCGGCUUAUCGUGAAGCCUGCAGUCAAGGAGGUAGAUAUUCUGUCCCAGUCCAGAUGAUCCGUCACUCCCAUAGUAACCAAAAAAAAAUAGGCAAGGGCAUGCACGUGCGUCAAAUAUCGAUCAUCACAAAUCAUACCUCCAACGGCACUAUAUUUCAUAACAUAUCAGCAAAAAUGCGUAAAGAGAUGAUUAAUAUAAUCGACGAUGAAUUUGGCAAGCUCAAAGGGGAAGUGGACGACACUUUUGAUUUAAUAGGUAAGGACAUUGAAAUGGCAGUUGCUGAAAAACCGCAGUCAUCAAGUCACGCUCUUAGUCCCGAAGCCAAGAAAUUGAUAGACCGACUUGCCAAAAACUUACUAAGUUGAGAAUGAGGUAUGUAUGAUGAUAUCAUGGCUACCCAGCAGCAUGUGGCGGGUGUCUAAAGAACCGGCGCGAUGUGAAUAUCAAGUAGAAUUCCUAGUCAAUCAUAGAGUUCCGCGAGAAUCUAUUGUAUAUCGAUAUACAGUAGGGCAUUAGCACUUCAACAACAACAAAAACAACAAAUCCAUUUAAACUGUGCGAUGAGGGGCGAGAUUAUGCAGUAUGAGGAGUCGCCGGUUAUUUCGACUAGAUUCAGGGGUAGAAACUUAUCAACUAGCAAGUUAUU
Molecule: messenger RNA, 2366 nt
Organism: Sclerotinia trifoliorum
Lineage: Eukaryota; Fungi; Ascomycota; Leotiomycetes; Helotiales; Sclerotiniaceae
Source: the annotation of a GenBank genome assembly